Messenger RNA from Procambarus clarkii (red swamp crayfish), 2970 nucleotides. The record is from RefSeq and is a predicted model, not a curated record. Lineage: Eukaryota; Metazoa; Arthropoda; Malacostraca; Decapoda; Cambaridae.
AUGGCGUCGGGGGAGUCACUAGCCAAUGGCAACACGGCACCCCACGAGCCUGUAAAUAUACAACAGGUGGGCGUGGAGGUCACUGGGCGUGGAGGUCACUGGGCGUGGAGGGUGGGCGUGGAGGUCACUGGGCGUGGAGGUCACUGGGCGUGGAGGGUGGGCGUGGAGGUCACUGGGCGUGGAGGGUGUGGAGGUCACUGGGCGUGGAGGGUGGGCGUGGAGGUCACUGGGCGUGGAGGGUGGGCGUGGAGGUCACUGGGCGUGGAGGUUACUGGGCGUGGAGGGUGGACGUGGAGGUCACUGGGCGUGGAGGGAGGGCGUGGAGGUCACUGGGCGUUGAGGGUGGGCGUGGAGGUCACUGGGCGUGGAGGGAGGGCGUGGAGGUCACUGGGCGUGGAGGGAGGGCGUGGAGGUCACUGGGCGUGGAGGGAGGGCGUGGAGGUUACUGGGCGUGGAGGGUGGGCGUGGAGGUCACUGGGCGUGGAGGUUACUGGGCGUGGAGGUCACUGGGCGUGGAGGGAGGGCGUGGAGGUCACUGGGCGUGGAGGGUGGGCGUGGAGGUCACUGGGCGUGGAGGUCACUGGGCGUGGAGGUCACUGGGUGUGGAGGUCACUGGGCGUGGAGGGAGGGCGUGGAGGUCACUGGGCGUGGAGGGAGGGCGUGGAGGUCACUGGGCGUGGAGGGAGGGCGUGGAGGUCACUGGGCGUGGAGGUCACUGGGCGUGGAGGUCACUGGGUGUGGAGGUCACUGGGCGUGGAGAUCACUGUGCGUGGAGGGAGGGCGUGGAGGUCACUGGGUGUGGAGGUCACUGGGCGUGGAGGGAGGGCGUGGAGGUCACUGGGCGUGGAGGGAGGGCGUGGAGGUCACUGGGCGUGGAGGGAGGGCGUGGAGGUCACUGGGCGUGGAGGUCACUGGGCGUGGAGGGAGGGCGUGGAGGUCACUGGGCGUGGAGGGAGGGCGUGGAGGUCACUGGGCGUGGAGGUCACUGGGUGUGGAGGUCACUGGGCGUGGAGGUCACUGGGUGUGGAGGUCACUGGGCGUGGAGGUCACUGGGCGUGGAGGUCACUGGGCGUGGAGGUCACUGGGCGUGGAGGGAGGGCGUGGAGGUCACUGGGCGUGGAGGUCACUGGGCGUGGAGGUCACUGGGUGUGGAGGCUACUGGGCGUGGAGGUCACUGGGCGUGGAGGGUGGGCGUGGAGAUCACUGGGCGUGGAGGGUGGGCGUGGAGGUCACUGGGCGUGGAGGUCACUGGGCGUGGAGGGAGGGCGUGGAGGUCACUGGACGUGGAGGGAGGGCGUGGAGGUCACUGGGUGUGGAGGUCACUGGGUGUGGAGGUCACUGGGCGUGGAGGUCACUGGGCGUGGAGGUCACUGGGCGUGGAGGUCACUGGGCGUGGAGGGAGGGCGUGGAGGUCACUGGGCGUGGAGGUCACUGGGCGUGGAGGGAGGGCGUGGAGGUCACUGGGCGUGGAGGUCACUGGGCGUGGAGGUCACUGGGUGUGGAGGGAGGGCGUGGAGGUCACUGGGCGUGGAGGGAGGGCGUGGAGGUCACUGGGUGUGGAGGUCACUGGGCGUGGAGGGAGGGCGUGAAGGUCACUGGGCGUGGAGGUCACUGGGUGUGGAGGUCACUGGGCGUGGAGGGAGGGCGUGGAGGUCACUGGGCGUGGAGGGUGGGCGUGGAGAUCACUGGGCGUGGAGGGUGGGCGUGGAGGUCACUGGGCGUGGAGGUCACUGGGCGUGGAGGGAGGGCGUGGAGGUCACUGGGUGUGGAGGUCACUGGGCGUGGAGGGAGGGCGUGGAGGUCACUGGGCGUGGAGGGAGGGCGUGGAGGUCACUGGGCGUGGAGGUCACUGGGCGUGGAGGGAGGGCGUGGAGGUCACUGGGCGUGGAGGUCACUGGGUGUGGAGGGAGGGCGUGGAGGUCACUGGGCGUGGAGGUCACGGCGUGGAGGUCACUGGGUGUGGAGGUCACUGGGCGUGGAGGGAGGGCGUGGAGGUCACUGGGCGUGGAGGUCACUGGGCGUGGAGGGAGGGCGUGGAGGUCACUGGGCGUGGAGGUCACUGGGCGUGGAGGGAGGGCGUGGAGGUCACUGGGCGUGGAUGUCACUGGGCGUGGAGGGAGGCCGUGGAGGUCAAUGGGCGUGGAGGUCACUGGGCGUGGAGGUCACUGGGCGUGGAGGGAGGCCGUGGAGGUCAAUGGGCGUGGAGGUCACUGGGCGUGGAGGUCACUGGGCGUGGAGGGAGGGCGUGGAGGUCACUGGGCGUGGAGGGUGGGCGUGGAGGUCACUGGGCGUGGAGGGUGGGUGUGGAGGUCACUGGGCGUGGAGGUCACUGGGCGUGGAGGUCACUGGGCGUGGAGGUCACUGGGCGUGGAGGGAGGGCGUGGAGGUCACUGGGCGUGGAGGGAGGGCGUGGAGGUCACUGGGCGUGGAGGGUGGGCGUGGAGGCCACUGGGCGUGGAGGGAGGGCGUGGAGGUCACUGGGCGUGGAGGUCACUGUGCGUGGAGGGAGGGCGUGGAGGUCACUGGGCGUGGAGGUCACUGGCGUGGAGGGUGGGCGUGGAGGUCACUGGGCGUGGAGGUCACUGGGCGUGGAGGGAGGGCGUGGAGGGUGGGCGUGGAGGUCACUGGGUGUGGAGGUCACUGGGCGUGGAGGUCACUGGGUGUGGAGGUCACUGGGUGUGGAGGUCACUGGGCGUGGAGGGUUGGCGUGGAGGUCACUGGGUGUGGAGGUCACUGGGUGUGGAGGUCACUGGGCGUGGAGGGAGGGCGUGGAGGUCACUGGGCGUGGAGGGUGGGCGUGGAGGUCACUGGGUGUGGAGGUCACUGGGUGUGGAGGUCACUGGGCGUGGAGGUCACUGGACGUGGAGGUCACUGGGCGUGGAGGGAGGGCGUGGAGGGAGGGCGUCACGGUGGAGCCAUCCUUCACCUCUCACUAAUGUUCCCAGGGAUGCCAUCUCUCUCGAUAUCUGA